Molecule: messenger RNA, 7784 nt
Organism: Linum trigynum
Lineage: Eukaryota; Viridiplantae; Streptophyta; Magnoliopsida; Malpighiales; Linaceae
Source: the annotation of a GenBank genome assembly
UUACAGUAACAUUGACGAGAAAAGUCGCCCCGGUGAUAUUUUGACUGCAGAACCCACCCAGAAAGCUUUGUAUGUGAGCGAGCAUCGGCGUUGGUUCCCUCCCUUUCACCUGAAGCGUUUAUGAUUUGGAGCUUGACCCCCCUCCCUACUCACUCACCUGCUACACUCACUAUUCCGCGAUUAGUUUAGUUUGGCAGUCGUCGGCGAUGAGGUUUUCCCCCUCCCCUCCCCUCCGUUAAGCAUAAGCAGUGAAGCUCCUCCGACUAAUUUGAACUGAAGUAGUGCCACUGUACGAAUGAAGUAGUGCAAAUCUAAACCCUUAACCCAGAAACUAAUCCUCACUCCCAGUGUAAAGAGUCCAGACUAGAUUCGAACAAAUCAACCCUAUAAUCUGAUCUGAUCUGAUCUUCCUUUUAUACAGAGCAGAGCAGAGCCUCAUUUAGAUCGAUUUGAAUGAGUCACCUUUCGUUUCCAGCUUGAAUUGAACUAACUCCAAUAACAGGUCAGACGGGAAGGAGAAGGAAACAGAGGCAUUGGUUUGGUGGUGGCUGGGCCUGGCGAUAGCAUUAGCAGCACUCACUCACUCACUACUUGGUCUUGUUGCAUUGCAGUAGCUCGCUCGCUCGCUCAAAGAAGGUCAAAUCUUCCUUCAAACACAGACAUGAAUAUAUAUAUAUAUUAUAAUAAUAUUAAUACUGAUUUUCCCAAUGGCAGCAACAAGAAAGAAAGAUGGAUCGAUGUCAAAGAAAGAAUGAGCAACAAGCAAAUACAUUAUUAGUAGUUAAUGAAAAAGAGGGAAAGAGAAACCAACCACCGGGCCGAGAAUUGGCCAUUUGCCAACCAACCAACAACAACGACAACAACACUCAACUCAACCAAGUAGCGCCAAACUAGCCGUCCCCUUCCCCUUCCCCUUCCUGCCGGCCUCUCUCUCUCUCUCUCUCUCUCUUCCUUUGUCUUCUUCUACUCCGCUCCUCCAUUUUCACUUUCCUUCCUUCCUCGCAAGGCAGAAAAGAGAGAGAGCUAUAGCAGUCAGCAAGUCAGCGUUUGUGGCCGCCGGAACUGAAUUCUCGCCGGUCAGCCAACUUCUUCUUCCGCUACUCUCUAGUCUAGUCUAGUCUCCCCCCCACGCCAACUCCAACUCCAACUCCCGAUUCCCUAUGCUUCUCAACUCUUCCCCGCCGGCCGUCCUUUUCCCCUUUCUCGAUCGGUAACCAAUCAAUCAAUAAUACCCAAUACCCCUCCCAAGCAAAGCAAGUCCGAACCAACACACAAUAUGCCGGCUCUCUGCUGCUUUCUGUUUGUGGCUAUGGCAGCUUCCUUCUUCCCCUCCGCCGUCUCGCAGCCCAACGAUUCCCAAUCCCUUCUUUCCCUCAAGCAAUCCAUCUCCGCCGACCAGUCCAACCUCCUCUCCUCCUGGCGCACCGGCUCCUCCGACCACUGCUCCUGGUUCGCCGUCCUCUGCGAUCCACUCUCCCGCCGCGUCGUUUCCUUGAACUUCACCCCUCCCUCCUCCUAUUCCCCACUCGUCGGCCUUCUCCCGGAUUCGAUCGGCGCCCUAACCGCCCUCCGCACCCUCGUCCUCUCCCGCCACCGCUUCUCCGGCCCCAUCCCUUCCUCCAUCUCCAACCUCCGCUCCCUCCGCCUCCUCGACCUCCAUGCCAACAACUUCUCCGGCCAAAUCCCCAACCAGAUUUCCUCCCUCCCCUCCCUCGCCCUUCUCAACCUCUCAUUCAAUUCCUUCUCCGGUCAGAUCCCCUCCCGCUUGAUUGGCGCCGGCUCUUUCGCCGCCAUUGACCUCUCCAACAACCAGCUCAAAGGAGAAAUCCCCAUCGCUCGCCCACUUGAUUGCUCCCGCCUUAUCCACUUGAAGCUCUCCAACAAUUACCUGGAGAAGAUGAUCCCCCCUGAGAUCGGCCAGUGCAGCAACUUGAGGACGCUGUUGCUCGACGGCAACAUCCUCCAAGGCUCCAUCCCGCCAGAGCUUGGUCAGAUCUCGGAGCUCCGAGUCCUUGACCUUUCAACCAACAGCCUCACUGACUCCAUUCCCAAGGAGCUCGGCAACUGCACGAAUCUGGCCGUCCUCGUGCUCACCAACGCCUCCAACUUUGUUGUCGCUGGAGACACUAUCGGCGAUGAUUCGAGGUUAGAGUUCAAUGCUUUCGAGAGGGGAAUCCCUCAUCAAGUGUUGGCGCUCCCCAGUUUGCAGAUUCUGUGGGCACCCAGAGCCAAUUUGGAUGGAACGCUGCCUUCCAAUUGGACUCAAGAUUCCUCCUCCUCCUCCUCCUGUGCCCUUAGAGUCCUCCAAUUAGGACAGAAUGCCUUUACAGGCAUACUCCCACAGGGCCUUGGAGCUUGUAAGAACCUCACUCUGCUGGAUCUCAGUUUCAAUAACUUGACUGGUAAUCUCCCCACGCAGCUCCCAGUCUCAUGCAUGGUGUAUUUCAAUGUCAGUCAAAACCAUUUAUCUGGGAUUCUCCCAACCUUCCCCAAGGGCAAAUGUGAUGAUGCUAACAUGAUUUCCUACGGCAGCAACUUGGGUUUGGAGGAUGUACAGAUUGCAUACUCCAACAUUCCUGUGUGGGGGUCUCAAAUGAAUGCUCUUUUGGGUGGGGAUGAGGGUUUCCUGAUAGUCCAUGACCUCAGUUGGAACCAGCUGGCUGGCUCCUUGCCUGCCUUCUCAAUUGGUGAUGGCUUCUUGGCAGCUAACAAGAAAAUUGCAUACAGGUUGCUUCUCAACAACAACAUGUUCAAUGGGUCUUUUCCUGCUGACGAGCUAGUAUCAAGCUGUGAUGAUCUGUUCAGUUUGUCUGUUAACCUGAGUGCCAAUGUUCUCUCCUGCGAUAUCCAAGAAGUCAAGGUUCUGAAUUGCUCCAAGGUUAGGGAGUUUGAAGCAGCUCAUAAUCAGAUGCUUGGUUCGCUGACUCCUGCCAUUGGCAAUAUGGUCAAGCUUCAGUCUAUCGACCUGAGGGGAAACAGCCUCUCCGGUUCGCUCCCUGAUCAAUUCGGUGAUUUGAAGCUCCUCCAGUUCAUGCUUCUUGGAAGCAACAAUUUCACUGGAGGCAUUCCAUCUCAAUGGGGCCAAAUGUCUUCUCUAGUGACUUUGGAUCUUUCUCAUAAUCUCAUCACAGGAUCAAUCCCUCAAAGUUUAGCAAAUGCGAAACACUUGGAAACUGUGUUGCUUAACAACAAUGGUCUUUCUGGAGAGAUACCCUCAUCAUUUUCCAGCCUUUCAAGUCUGAAGGAUCUAGACGUUUCUUUUAAUAAUCUCUCUGGCCCCAUACCGCCUCUCCUCUACCAGAUUGAUUGCAGCCAGUUCACUGGCAAUGCAUAUUUGGCUAAGUGUUCAGAGCCACUGGCAAGCUCACCUCAGUCAUCAGUAGAUGAAAGCCAAGUAUUGCAGCAUCAAAACAAUAAUCGGGCAUUUAUUAUUGCGUUGGUAACCUCUGUUUCUAUCAUACUGGCUGUCUCAUUGGUUGUGGCUAUAUGGAGGAUGUACCGGAAGCGCAGUUCAAGCCAGCUUUCUGGCUUGAGAGGCAAAGUGGUUGUGACAUUUGCAGAUGCUCCACCUGAGUUGACGUAUGAUAAUGUAUUGAGAGCAACAGGGAACUUCAGUGUCAGGAAUCUGAUCGGCACAGGCGGCUUUGGGGCAACUUACAAAGCAGAAAUAGUUUCUGGUUACUUUGUUGCGGUGAAGAGACUAUCAAUUGGGAGGAUUCAGGGGAGUAAACAGUUUGAUGCGGAGAUUAGAACGUUGGGCAGAAUCAGGCAUAAAAAUUUGGUGACUUUGAUUGGAUACUAUGUGGGGGAAUCUGAAAUGCUGCUGAUUUACAAUUAUCUCUCCGGUGGGAAUCUGGAUACCUUUAUACAUGACAGAUCUGGUGAAAAUGGACAGUGGUCGGUGAUUUACAAGAUAGCACUCGACAUAACACAAGCUCUGACAUACCUUCACUACUCGUGUGUGCCGCGGAUUCUCCAUCGAGACAUCAAACCUAGUAACAUAUUACUGGAUGAGGAGCUUAAUGCUUACCUCUCUGACUUUGGUUUGGCCAGGCUGUUGGAAGUGUCACAGACUCAUGCUACGACAGAUGUUGCAGGCACAUUCGGUUAUGUUGCGCCAGAAUAUGCAACCACGUGCAGGGUUUCCGAUAAGUCGGACGUUUACAGCUUUGGCGUGGUUAUGUUGGAAUUGAUGUCAGGGAAAAAAUCGCUCGAUCCAUCGUUCUCUGAGUAUGGUAAUGGCUUCAACAUUGUGGCGUGGGCCAAGUUGUUGAUCAAGGAGGGACGGUCUUCUGAGCUCUUCUCUGCGGAGCUGUGGGAAACGGGGCCCAAGGAAAACUUACAGGGGAUGCUGAAGCUUGCUUCAGCAUGCACUGUGGAGUCUCUUUCUGUGCGUCCAUCUAUGAAGCAUGUUCUUGAAAAACUGAAACAGUUGAAGUACUGAAAAAAGCAGCACAGGGUCAUUGUGGUAGUGGAAGGUGAAUGGGUCUUCUUGCGGAACUGCCCAUCCGAAUAUUCCUGGACUUAAGGUAAGAUCAUCAUUAAGAACCCAAGUUAGAUUGACACUUUAGUUGUGGCAUUUUUGCUAGGAUGAAAAACUAUAGUGUGAUAGCACAAGUGUAACUAGGAACGGAUAGUAGAUUUUGUUUCAUGCUUUCCCAUAACUUUUUACAAAUCUUAAAGAAGGCAGAAGCUGUAUGUAUGAAGUUCAGAGUGGCAAAGAUUCAACAAAUCCAGAGUGGCUAAGAUUCAGGAAGAGUUGCCAGCAAGUCUUGUUGCUGCGAUUCCUUAUUUCCUAUAUUUAGGUGUGCAUAAUUGAAUAAUUGCUUCUUUUGUGCUGUUACUAAGUUCUUCAUUUGCUUAGAACUUGAUGAAAGCUGUUUUCUGGACGGCCAUGUUCUUUUCCGUAUGUGCUUAGUGAUCUAGUUUCAAGAAACAAACAAAGUAGCUAGGAAUCAAUAAUUGCAGAGAGCUGAUAGAGUGAUAAUUAUUAGACAUGGCUGUGCAAAUCUAUGGCUUAAACGCAUGAUGUAUAGAGGGAUAACUAAUAAACAAGCAAGUCCUACUCUCAGGUUAUAGUCUUUUACCUCUUCUUAUAUGGUCACUAUGAUAUCUUCUUCUUGAAUACCAAAAGAUACCAGAUUAAAUUAAUGGUCAUGAUAAAUGGGCGAUGAAGUUUCUUUACCCUGUCUUGCAGUGUCAAACGGUGCGCUGGCAAACAAAUUAUUUGACGAAAAGAAUGUGAAGAUGGUGGAAAACACUCCUGAAUCUUCCCAGAGUCAUCUCUCAGUGUCAGAAAACCAAGCUUCCCAUAGUCUAAGCCUCCAUAGUCGCCUCUUGAAAUGCUUACCAGUCAAAAACGAAACUGGAUACACAGCAAGAGGCUAAAUGAAAAUCUGCAACCUGGCUCCAUCCCUGCAAGUUGUGGAAGAAAGAUGACAAAAUCAGCCAUCUGCUUGGAAGUUGGCAAUUCGCUGAUAGUCUAUUUUAGAUCCACUGCUACCAACAGUAGAUCUUGUUACUUCCUUUGUAAAUAAAAAAUAAUCUGGACAAAAGAAUGAGAACAAAUUUUCCCUCCUUUGCAAAUCUAUGAAACAACUUUUUGUAGAAGGAAAGAAGAGGGUAAUUUGUUUCUUUCAAUUUUUUAUGGAAGAGAAAGAGGAGGGAAAAUUGAGUUUUUCUAAUGUAUGGAAGGAGAAACAAGGAGGGAAAUUUUAGUAUUUUGUGAAAAUAAAGAAGGAAACAAAUUUGGUGUUUUCAAUUUUUUGGUUUUUCAUAAUUUUAGCUUUUGAAAUAUGAAUCUUUAACUUUUAUAUGGAGGGCAUGACUAGUUAAAAUUAUUCUUAUAUGCUUUGAAGGCUAAUAUGUAUAUAUGUAUGUAAUUGUUUAUGGGCUAAUAAAUGAAUUAACCAUUAGUUACAACAAUUUAUACUAAACUUGAUAAGUAAUCUUUGACGGUUCGUUGUUUAGGAUAUAAAGUAUAUGGUUAGGGUACAUAUGGUUUAGGGUGUAUAUGUUUAGGGUAUAAGAUAUUGAUGGUUUUGACGGUUCUAAGUUUUUUAUUAACAUAUGUUCACUUGAAGUCAUUUGAAGUCUUUAACGGCAGGAGAUCCCUUUUUAAUUUAUGUUUAUGGUACGUGGUCAGGGUACAAGGUAUGUGGUGUAAAGUAUAUGAUAUUAGGGUAUAACAAUUAGCAAAUAUCACUUUUUAUCUAUGUUUUGAAAAUCAAAGUAUGAAUUUCACUUUUAAAUUAAAUAUACUAGCAAAAUCACAACUCAAGGACAUAUGAUUAGGGUAUAGGUUAUGUGGUUAGUGUAUAAUGUAUUGAUGGUUUAGGGUAUACAAUCAAGAACAUAUACUAACUUAAUAUUGUUGAUUGAGGGUAAGGCUAAAUGUAUAGGAUAUAUGCUAUUGAGUAAGUUAUGAUUGAAGUCACAAUAAUUUUACUAAAUUUGAUAGCUAAUCUUUAAUGGUUCAAUUUUUAGGAUAAUUCGAACAAUUUUACAAAUAACUCGUUUGGCAACAGUUUACUGAAGUUAUUUGGGCAAUGAGUUAUUUUGAAAUAACUCCUUUUAUCACUAUGCUUUUGCCAAUUACCACACGCCAAAUACCAGAUUUGCAUGGUUAUACUAAACGAGAUACUUUAAUUCAAUUACUACUGAAUUAAUACUAAAAUAUCAAAUAAACAAUUAACGGUGUCUUUUGGUUGCAAAUAUUGGUAUCACCAUUACUAUUAGCUAUAAUACUUUACCAAUUAUGAUUAAUUACAUAACAAGUUUGCAAGUCAUACAAAUUGAUUAAAAAUUUUGACUUGUUUUUUUCAAAAAAAAUAAAGUAUAUAUAUACGAGGUAGAAAUAAAUUGGUUAAAAAGUUGAGAAAAUAUUUUAAGUUAGUGUAAUAAAAUGUGUAAGUUGGUAAUGAGUUAAGUUACUUGAUGCGCUGGCCCGAACAACCCGAAGCCCGACCCGCCCGACCCAAAACCCGAUGAACCCGCAACCCGAUUUGCCCGCAACCCGAUGAACCCGCAACCCGACUAACCCGCAACCCGUUUGAACCCGAACCCGAUGAACCCGCAACCCGACUAACCCGCAACCCGUUUGAACUCGAACCCGAUUGAACCCAGCCCGAACCCGCCCGAUUGACACCUAUAGUAUUAUCCCUUGAUAACAACAUGAGCCAUUCCCUGAUAACUGCAUGAGCUCUGAUAAUGUUUGUGCCACGUAACUGUGCUCCAUUGCCCCCGCGCCGACUCGUCUCCUUGCACGCAAAGGCGCCCCUCAAAUCUUUCCCAGGACUCGUUAGCACUCCGAAGCCUAAGUUAGUACUCCGUUUCUAGAGAGAGAAGUGAAUAGGGAUUCUAGAGAGAAGGUCUAACCUGAGUAAAUGAGGUUCACCAACCUCGCUAUUUAUACUAGGGGACUGGCCGACCAACAUCCUUCCCUUCCGCCCUCCGUCAGACCUGCAAUUAAUGCGUCAUACACUUAUGUUCCAUGCGCCUCGACCAUCUGACCUUUUGCUCAAAAGACCGAGGCGCAUGACGUCAGCUGGUCCACUCUCCGUACCCUUUCGACUGUUGGGGGUCUUUGUCGCAUGCGCCCGGUGUCAGAAUCCUGGCCCCACCUGCCUGGGAGGUCUCCUUGCCUUACUGGGCUGACCCCCUUCACGCGCUUGGGCCUAUUUGGUUGGGCUUUUCUCCCUGACCUACUAGCUCCCCUCCCUUGGGCCAUGGGGCCUAAUCUCCUUAGGUCCCAGUUAUGCCCCCAAUAAGGCCUGACCUCCUUG